Cordyceps fumosorosea ARSEF 2679 is the source of this 1053-nucleotide messenger RNA. RefSeq names its product Homocysteine S-methyltransferase. Gene Ontology annotation, biological process: S-methylmethionine cycle. Gene Ontology annotation, molecular function: S-adenosylmethionine-homocysteine S-methyltransferase activity. NCBI's taxonomy places the organism in Eukaryota, Fungi, Ascomycota, Sordariomycetes, Hypocreales, Cordycipitaceae. The transcript has a single exon. The record is from RefSeq and is a predicted model, not a curated record. The coding region runs from base 1 to 1053 and encodes 350 amino acids.
AUGGAAUCUCCCAUCCUCAUCCUAGACGGCGGCCUAGGCACGUCCCUCGAGCAAAAGUACGGCUGCACCUUUGACCACACCACGCCUCUGUGGUCCUCGGACCUGCUCGUCUCCGAACCGGCGCGGCUCCGCCAGUGCCAGGCCGACUUUGGCCGCGUGCCCGUCGACAUCCUGCAGACGGCGACCUACCAAGUCUCCGUGGCCGGCUUCGCCAAGACCCGCGACCCCGAGGCUGCCGCCGACCAGCAGCAAGGCAUCCCGCGCGAGCGCAUCCCGCACUACGUGGACGCCGCCGUGCGCAUCGCCCGAGAAGCGGCGCCGGCGCCGACGACGCGCCUCGCGCUCAGCGUCGGUCCGUACGGCGCGUGCAUGCUGCCGUCCAGUCAGGAGUACACGGGCGCCUACGACGCGGACUUGUCCUCCGAGGCGGCGCUCUUCGCGUGGCACCGCGACCGCCUACAGCUGCUCGCCGCCGCCGCCGCCGCGGGCCCGGACAUCAGCUUCGUGGCGCUCGAGACGGUGCCGCGCGUCGACGAGCUGCGCGCCAUGCGGCGCGCGCUGGCGGCCACCCCGGCGCUCGCCGCGAUCCCCUCCUGGACGUCCUGUCUGUUCCCGGCCGGCACGGACGAGGACCCGCGGAUGCCGGACGGCAGCGACGCCGCGGCCGCGCUGCGGGCGAUGCUGGACCCUUCGGUGGCGGCGCCGUCCGGGGGCGUGGGUAUCAACUGCACGAGGGUCGGGCGCAGGCUGGACGUGCUGCUGGAGAGGUACGAGGAGGCGGUGGCGGGGCUGCUGCGCGAGGGGGUGGCGGAGCGGUGGCCGGCGUUGGUCCUCUACCCAGACGGCACGAAUGGCGAGGUCUACGACACGGUCACGCGGACGUGGGUGAUGGCCGAGGAGAUGGGGGAGGGGAGGGGGGUGUCGUGGGCGCAGCAGCUCGCGGAGACGGUGAGGAGGACGCGGGCGAGAGGCCGGUGGGCGCAGAUCGUGGUCGGCGGAUGCUGCAGGGCCGGCGCGGAGGACAUUGCGGCGCUGCGGGCGGAGCUGCUGUAA